UAUCAUUAUUUGUUAUUUAACUGCACGCACUAGGCCUCUUGCUCUAAACUAGCUUGAGAGAAUUAUUGGCCCUUCUACGACUCUAGGUCUUCCUGCGCGUGUUUCCUAGAACUUACAUAGAUCAAUGAUAUCAAUGAGCUUUCGCUAGCCCCUGCUGACGCUUGGCUUAGGUUGAGGAACGGGCUGAUAAGCAGGCUCAGCGGGAAGGAUGGCCUCUGCAGCAUCCGCCAUCUAUUUCCUUAACCUCCGAGGAGAUAUUUUACUCGAACGCAAGUACAAGGACGAUGUUGACCGAGAGAUAGCAGAAAGCUUCCGUGAUAGGAUCCUAAAUGCCCGCGACCGAGAUGCAACGGCUGUGCACGUUCCCAUCCGGACGCUUGGCUCGGUCACCUUCAUGUACUUACGCCACGCGGACAUCUACAUCUUGCUGCUCACACGGAGCAACGGCAACGCGAUGUUGUCCUUUCGGUUCAUGACUUCGCUUGUGUCACUGUUCCAGUCUUACUUCGAGGGCGACCUGUGUGAGUCCUCCAUACGCAACAACUUUGUGCUGAUGUACGAGUUGUUGGACGAGGUGAUGGACUACGGCUUGCCGCAGAUGACGGACCCCGCUAUCCUCAAAACGCUCAUCCUGCAGAAGGGCUACCGGUCGGAUGGGCUGCUGGGGCCGGGCUCGGCAGCAGACGUGGCGGCCAAGAAGGCGCGCGAUGCCGCCGCCGCCGCCAACGCCACGCUCGCCGUGACGGGCGCCGUGGGGUGGCGUCGCGAGGGUCUCAAGUACAAGCGCAACGAGGUCUACCUGGACCUGGUGGAGCAGGUCAACGUGCUGCUCAGCAACAACGGCACCGUCCUCCGCAACGACGUGGUGGGUCGCAUCCAGAUGAAGUGCUUCCUGAGCGACAUGCCGGAGCUGCGGCUGGGGCUGAACGACCAGAUGCAGGACGCCACCUUCCACCAGUGCGUCAAUCUGGGCGCGUAUGAGUCGCAAAAGGUGGUCACCUUCGUGCCGCCGGACGGGGAGUUCGAGCUCAUGAGGUACCGUGUUGCUGAGGGUAUCACGCUGCCCUUCAAGGUGCUGCCGGUCAUCAGCGAGGUGGGGCGCACCCGGCUGGAGGCGGCGGUGAGCGUCAAGGCCAACUUCUCACACAAGCUGCAGGCGGGCCCGGUGGUGGUGCUGGUUCCCGUGCCCGACAACACCGCCUCCGCCAAGCUGCUGGUCACUGCGGGGCGCGCCAAGUACGACGCCACCCGCAAGGCGCUGGUGUGGAAGGUGCCGCGCUUCCUCGGGGGGGCCGAGCACACGCUGCGGGCGGAGGUGACGCUGGUGGCGGCAACUCGGGACAAGAAGCCCUGGGGCAGGCCGCCCAUCCAGAUGCAGUUCCAAGUUCCCAUGCUGGGCUGCAGCGGGCUGCGGGUGCAGUACCUUCGAGUGGUGGAGCGGAAGCAGGGUAGCGCAUACAAGGUUGACAAGUGGGUUCGGAAGCUGUGCAAGAGCGGCGACUUCCUUAUCCGCAUCUGAGGGGGG
Astrephomene gubernaculifera is the source of this 1525-nucleotide messenger RNA. The record is from the annotation of a GenBank genome assembly. NCBI's taxonomy places the organism in Eukaryota, Viridiplantae, Chlorophyta, Chlorophyceae, Chlamydomonadales, Astrephomenaceae.